Molecule: messenger RNA, 726 nt
Organism: Trichophyton benhamiae CBS 112371
Lineage: Eukaryota; Fungi; Ascomycota; Eurotiomycetes; Onygenales; Arthrodermataceae
Product: GDSL Lipase/Acylhydrolase family protein
Exons: 4
Coding region: 1-726 (241 amino acids)
Source: RefSeq, a predicted model, not a curated record
AUGACUUCCGAAAUGUCCCUCGCCCAGGGCUACGUCCAGGCGAAGUCGUAUAUUCCCUACGACCAAAUUCUCCUCUUCGGAGAUUCGAUCACCCAGUUCUCAGCAUACCAGGGCCGUGGCGGAUAUACGUCCUCUCAGGGGCUGAAUGUGCUGCCCCAGUUCUUCCCGCCGCCACAUGUAGCCAAAGUCCGCAUGAUGACCGUGUUUUUCGGCGCGAACGAUGCUGUCCUGCCGCCGGGAGACCAGUACGUUCCCCUGGAGAAAUACGUACAAAACCUCAAGGCCAUCAUCCAGCACCCUGUAGUCCGAUAUGGAGACACAAAGGUUGUCCUUCUCACUCCGCCACCUGUGAACGAGUAUCAACUCACGGCAUUUGACUUGUCCAAGGGAGUCACCCCCUUGUCUCGCUCGGCCAACAAUACCAAGCUGUACGCCGAUGCCUGCCGUGAAGUCGGCAAGUCUCUCCACGUAGCUAUUGCAGAUAUCUGGUCCGCAUUUAUGAGAGAGGCCGGCUGGGUCCAAGGCCAGCCAAUUGCUGGAUCAAAGGAGAUCCCAGAGAACCCCAAGCUUGCCUCCUUGCUCGUUGACGGCCUCCAUUUCUCCGGAGACGGAUACAAAGUCAUGUACGACGAGGUCCUCAGAGCCAUCCGAGAGACCUACCCUGAAGAAGCUCCCGAGAGGCAGCCUGUCCAUUUCCCGCCGUACCAGUUUGCCGAAGACGCAUAA